Cydia amplana is the source of this 1750-nucleotide messenger RNA. RefSeq lists its product as uncharacterized. Bases 27 to 1733 code for a protein of 568 amino acids. NCBI's taxonomy places the organism in Eukaryota, Metazoa, Arthropoda, Insecta, Lepidoptera, Tortricidae. The record is from RefSeq and is a predicted model, not a curated record. Gene Ontology annotation, cellular component: SCF ubiquitin ligase complex; Cul4-RING E3 ubiquitin ligase complex. Gene Ontology annotation, molecular function: protein binding. Gene Ontology annotation, biological process: protein ubiquitination. The transcript has 11 exons.
GGAAGGCCAAAAGAAAACCGUAAAUCAUGGCCGCAGCAGAAGAAUUAGCUGACUUAUGGCAAUCCCACUCACAACUGGACGUAGUAUUGGAACUGGUGUUCCUAUGGCUGGGUGGCGUGGACUUGGCGUGCUGUGGCGCCGCGUGCCGCGCUUGGCGUCAAGCGAUCAGGCGUGCGGACGUCUGGAGAUGCCUGUUGGUUCAAGCGUCUAGUGCUGAUACAGUGCAUGCUCUCGCUAGCAUUUAUGAUGGCGCCUGUCCAUGGCGCGAGCUGUACGUAUCAUCUAUAGCGCCAUGGCGUCGUGUUGCGAGUCUGACGCCAGAGCGGCCAGCUAGGCUCGCCGCUGCAGCGCUCAACCGGGAUGGAAACUUGAUUGCUGUUGCAGCUGAGGACUGCUCCUUUACCAUAUGGGAGCUGGAAAACGGAAAGUGGGCGCGUGCGGGCGCUGGUUCAGUGGCACUAGGUUGGACUGGAGUAGCACGAGCAGAAUGGGCGCCAGAUGCGCCACUGCUGCUUCUGGCAGGAUCCUCACCACUAUCUGCCCAAAGAGGAGCACUCGCUGUACUACGGCCACGUAAUGAGGGCUCACUUGAGUCGUGGGUGGUGGCCGCACGAGCUACCGGCGGCGGCGGCUGCUGGGCGGGCGAAGUCUUCCUCUCUCUGGAACUGUCGCGGCUGUCAGCGAUGGAACACGCGCCUGUCUUCGGCACUGACGUGUGGCUUAACGCUGCCACUCAAGAGACUGAAGACGAGUUUGCCGGCACGGCGGCGCGCGUUCUACGCAUAUACAACGAAAAGCGGGCGGUCGUCACGCAAGCCGUAUGCGCAGACGCACCGCUAGACGCACGCGCGGCACAGGAGUGGGCGGAAGCGGAAGCGACUGCGCGCGCCGAGGACAUGCGUAUAGAUGCGUCUUCCGAUUCUACAUCUGCAGACCCUGCUUAUGCACCGGAAGUUGUGAAACUACAGGAGUAUGGGCCAGAUGAAGCGUACUACAGAGUUAUAUACGAUCGUGGCCGCGCGUCCGACACGCCAAACGCGUGGAUACGCGUGGUGGUCCUGGCGUGUGGCGGCGUGCUUGGCGUGUGGCCGUUACCGCGCGAACGCCCGCCGCCGCUCCGCGUGCCUGACGACGCGCUGCGCACACGCAUGCGAGCACGCGCGGAGCGACGACAACGGGAAGCCGAAGCAGCGGCUGCGGGUGAGGUGGAGGAAGAGGCACCAGAACCGUCAACAGCUGAACUCCGCGCCCGCUGCGACCCGCCCGCAGCACGUCUUCGGCUACCUGGCAAUGUGCUCGGCCUUACAGCGUUACAGAACGGACGCGGGGUAUGGGCGAGCGUGUCGGGAGGAGCGAUUUGCGCGUCGUUGCCAGCUCUGCGAGUGCUACGAAUAGUCCUCGCUAAGCCAGGAAAUGGGUCACCCCACUACAUGCAACCACAUGUUACUGAGGAGUAUUUUGGCAGCCCGUGUGGCGGCAGCUCGCCUACGGCUUGCGUGUGGGGCCCGGCAGGCGCCAGUACAAAGCUGAGUGGCGACACGCCAGCACUAGCGGUGCUAUUGCGUUUACGUCCGAGACCUGAGGCAUUUCUGCUUACAGAGGACGCGCUACAAGUAUGGCAGUGCACGGCGCCGCGAGCGCCCCGGCCCGACGACAACGGCGACAACGCUAGCGACUACAGUGACAAUAACUACGACAGUGGCAGCGACAACUACAGCAGCGAUAGCGACUGAUAGCCCGGCGAUUGUGA